Molecule: messenger RNA, 3028 nt
Organism: Purpureocillium takamizusanense
Lineage: Eukaryota; Fungi; Ascomycota; Sordariomycetes; Hypocreales; Ophiocordycipitaceae
Exons: 2
Coding region: 19-2859 (946 amino acids)
Cellular component (GO): Sin3-type complex
Source: RefSeq, a predicted model, not a curated record
CACCACCAGCUCCAUCACAUGCCAUGGAGAGGGUCUCUGCCUCGUCCCUCGCAGCAUCAUCACCACCCAUGCGCAUUGCACUCGAGCAGUACACGGCCCGCCGUCAGAUGUCGACACCGUGACUGUCGUCGCACGUCGACGAUGUUCCCCCCGCCCCGACGAUGGCGAGCCGCGCAAGCCCAAGCUCAUGACAUCACCGACCAGCUUCGUUCUCCAGCCAGCCCUGAGGCGAGAUCCCGCGGCGAUGACGGCGCCGUCUCGCCCCUGCGGCAGCGUGGCCGGUCUUCAUCGAGGGCUGUCGCCAUGGACGCCCAGGCACUGGACGGCGCCGCCAUGUCACCGUACCCUCCAGGCGUCGCCAUGCGCAACAUCGUCUUCCCUGAUCCCGUCGCGUUCAGGUUCCUCGAAGACGACCCCUCGGUGACCGUCAUCGAGCACCAGAGCAUCCUUCGUGGAUACGAAUUAUACAUUGUCGAGCAGUGGGCGUGCUCCAGGCAGUCACCUACUCUCGUCGUUGCCACAUAUACCGGCGAUGAGUCCCAUUCCAUCGUCGUCGGCGUGCUCGCCGUGCCUGAAGACGAGAACUUCUGGUCUCCGACGCUGCGCAUAUACUUCCGGGCAGCUCAGCAACACCAUGCUCGGCCAAAGGAGACGCCCCUCGGAGAGCUCCUCAUCACUAACCUCAGCGGCUUCCCGUCUGCCCUCACCGUGAUCCCAGUCCCGGACGGAGACGUGCGGAAGCAUCGGCAGAUCUUCAUCGUCAACGAGAACCUCAAGCGGCUGGGCUGCUCGGGCCGGUCCGGCCUGGCCCUCACUGAUCCUACCGAAGCCACGCAGGCAAAGUUCCGCCAACUAUACAAGAUCAGCGACCGCAUACCCUUUCUCCCCUCCGUGGUCGAGCUGGUCAAGUUGUGUCAGGUUGCCCUGUACAUGUUUGAGAAGCUGGAUCACGAGUAUAUUGACGGCCUCCUCUGCGACGUCACCGAGACCGCCAUCGGCAACUGGUGGACAGAGAUGGGCGCAGAGCAUUACAAUUUUGAGCCCGCGGACGGCAUCCUUGGCCCCACCACUGUCGCGGCUCUGCUCGGCAUGCUCAUGGGCGCACGGAACAGACUUAACUGGUACGGCGCCCCGGUGUCCAAGGAUGUCUUUGACAUUGAUAGCACCAAACGCGGCAUCGCGUAUUUCCAGAAACAGCACAAACUAGAAAAGACGCGGCGUCUGGAUCGCCAGACCGUCUUUCGGCUUCAUACCGCCACCGCCAAAGCCGCCGCUGGUGAGGGGCGCGGCGUCCAAAAAGCCGUCAAAUCCACCAUGACGGAAAUCGGCGGAAAGCGAGGAGAGAUUGUCAUGGACAUGGUCUCUGGCAAAGACAAGGGCGGUGUCGCUGACAUUGAGACGCUCGACCUCGACGCCUUCGUGAACCUCGCAUACGGAGAGCGACCCAAGUGGCUGUGGCACGGGAAGCCGCGCCGCGCAACAGCCGACCAUGUUGACGGCGUUCAGGACGCGGCGGUCGUCCUGCCGGGAAAGGCCGACGCCGCAAUUCAGAAUGCCAAGCGCACAAUGUCGCUCCCUCUGGACGAGCAGCUGGAUCAGAAGAAAAAGGACGACGGUUCCCUCCUCCACGCCGCUCUCUCUCCGGUGUCCACAACCGCGCCGACGGGGGAUCUGGGCGGGGGGGACAGAGACGCGCUAAGAAAGGCCGUUUUCAAGAGUGUGGCAGGCAAGAUGAGCGACGCCCGGUCCGGGCUGGGGCGGAUCAAGGAUGCUGUUGGUGGCAGUCGACGAGGCCAUACAAGCCGACAAUCCGUCUCCGCCAGAGAUGAGCAUGCCGAGAAUGGCGCAGCCAGCACUGGCUUUUCAUCACAGAGCUCUGCAAUGGCUUCGAGCCCAGCCGUCGUGACGAGAGCCUUCACGUGGAAGAACAAGCCGGAGGAGUACCUGGCAGCUUUGCGACGCGGGGAAGACGUGCUCCCGGGCAUGUCAGACGACACGCUGGAGAUGGUAUCGUCCGCUGCCGACUCCAAACCCAGCAGCAAGGUCCCAGACGAGACGCUGGCCGUCCCAGAUCUCGAAAACACGAUGGGCAAUAUCGCCAUAGAUGUACGCCAGGACGUUCUGCCCACGACGCUGACUCGCAUGCGCUCUACCGUCGACGAAUCAGAUCUGCAAGGCCCCUUGCUAGAUGAGGAGCGCAAGGGCGACGGGUGCAAGCUGGUGGCGUCGCGAAGGCACAGCUGCGGUGUGUCCGACGUCAACUACAAGCAUGUCACCAACGAAAACCGCUGGGCACGCCACAUGUCGUUUGGGGACGCGGAGCAGGCGGUCCUUGGCUGGGACGAAAUCGUCGACGUGAUGGACCUCAGCGGCGACGUGGAGAGCUUCGGCGCCCGCGCCGAGGAGGCGGCACAUCUCAAUCGACUGGUGGAGGACAUCGUCUACGACAUGGAGCCGUGGGUCGAGGAGAAGCUCCGGGUCGUGGAGGCGCUCAACGAGCGGUACUCGCGCGACAAGAUGGAGCUGCAGAAGCUGUACCACCAGCUCAACGACGCGUGCCAGCGGGUGCGCUACAGCUCGGACGAGCUGCUGGCGUCGGAGCGCGCCAGCCUGACCGAGGGCCUCAAGGAGAUUGAGGUGCUGGUGGCGCGCCUUGAGUAUGAGAUUGACGGCCUGGUGCAAAAGGUGCACGACGUCGAGGACGGGAUACUAGGCUUCGAGAGGCAGGUCGACGACGUGGAGCGCCGCGCCGAGGAGCUCAAGGUGCAGCUCGAGACGGAGAGCUGGCUGCAUUGGUUCGUGAGGACCUUGACGGGCGUGGGGACGGGGCCCAACAUUACGCGCACGGCGGCGCGAUGAAGAGCGUGGUGACAGUGCAUUGGGGCGCAUCAUGCCGCAUUUUUCUCGGAGUUUUUUUCCCCUUCCUAUGUUGGUUAGCAUCUUGCAUCGCAACCAUCUCGUCGCUUCAUGGCCAAGCAGCGCACCACACAUUAUUCAGAGACUAGGUCAAAGAUAAGAUACCCUGUUG